Molecule: messenger RNA, 1851 nt
Organism: Epinephelus moara (kelp grouper)
Lineage: Eukaryota; Metazoa; Chordata; Actinopteri; Perciformes; Serranidae
Gene: chchd1
Product: coiled-coil-helix-coiled-coil-helix domain containing 1
Exons: 3
Coding region: 201-572 (123 amino acids)
Biological process (GO): mitochondrial translation
Cellular component (GO): mitochondrion; nucleoplasm; mitochondrial ribosome
Molecular function (GO): RNA binding
Source: RefSeq, a predicted model, not a curated record
UUGAUCUUUUUACGACACUGCAUCAUACGGCAAAACAUGGCGCUGCACAGAGCUUAGUAAAGGAAUGAGACAACUGACAGGCGUUAAAGGGAAGACAGUUUGCUUUCUUUCUCUGUUUUGAGGUCCAUACAGCAGCUCUCCGCUUAGCUAAGACUCGAUUAACAGUUAGAGAGUAACAGCACAGUGUGAAGUGAAGCGAAAUGGCGGCGCAGGGAGGCAUCGUGUUCCAGCAGAAGGUCAGCAAGCUGCUUAGCAGACACGAAGGGAAGAAACCAGUCCUGAAACCCAACAGAGCUCUGUCUCUGAAAGAUGCUGUAGCUAACCGCAAACCCAACAAAGGAGAGGCCACCUGUAUCACAGAGAUGUCCGUCCUGAUGGCCUGUUGGAAGCAAAACAACUUUGUGGACAGUCUGUGCUAUAAUGAGAUGAACACCUUCUUCACCUGUGUCAAGACAGCUCGGGCUGCUAUGAAGAAUAAAUCUGACCAGACCAGCCUUCAGGGUGGACGAUUGCACCCAAAACAAGCCACAACCCUGCUGAAGAGAUUUCCCAACCUGCGCACUGAGAUCUAGGAAUGAAACCUCAUAAUGCAUAACCUAGGCAGACUUGAAAUGUGUAGGUUAAACAGAGACAUUGGGCUGAGUUCUGAACUGGAUUUAAUCAUGUGAAUGUGUUGUCUAGAAUUGCCGGCUAUUGUAUGAUUCAACAAUGGGAUACCAUACACAUGUUUUACAUAAAUAAAGGAAGGAGCCAGAGAUGGGACCAAAUCAUUGUUUUGCAAGUCACAAGUUAAUCUCAUAAUGUGCUGUUCAUCAAAUGUAAUAUCAUUUUAACAUCAGAAUAAUAAGCCAUUAAAUUUACAAAAAAUCAUUAAUUCUUUUAAAUUUUGUAUUAAUUUGUUAAAACAAGUUUGUUGGAAGGUUUAGGGUCUCUGUCUAUAAUUGUCGAUACACACGUUUUGCAUACUGCAGUUUGUUAGUAUCAUUUUUUUAAACUGGCACUCAGUACCAUAACAUUAGUUCUUCAUUAUGAUUGGAUUCUGUCAGAUUGGUUCAAACAAAGUGAAUCUGGAGAAUAAAGUAUCAACCUACUGAGAAGGAAUAAUGUUAAUGCUAGAUGAUUCAGGAAUUAAACUGUUUGAAAAACAUACUUUCUGAUCUUUGGGCUUGGGGGAAGGUAUUAAGUUCUUUCAAAUCAAAAGGCUCAAGUCCAAGUGAAGUCAUGAGUCACUGGUGAUGAAGUCCAUGUCAAGUUGCAAGUCUUUUUGAUUUUGUCAAGUCGAGUCUAAAGUCAUCAAAUUUGUGACUGGAGUCUGACUCAAGUCCAAGUCAUAUGACUCGCAUCAGAGUCAUGUGACUCAAGUCCAUACCUCUGGAAGGAGCAGACCACUGAAAAGGGUGAUUUCCAACACAAACACACUGCAUGACUCCUUCAACGUGUAAGGUUAUCCAAUCAUUUCACAUUGCUGACCAAUGUUCUGUGUUUGCUCAGUCUGUAUUCACAACACACUGCAUUUUAUGUUUUAAAUUAUAAUAAGAUUUUCUCCUCAUGUCCACAGUUGGCUCUGAUGAACACGAUGCCAUUAUGUCUCAAUCUAAUUUAGCAGAGUGGUCUCAUUGAGUGCUGUGAUGUUAUUAUUGGAUGUGAUGGAAUUAUUAUUCUUGGGUUUCAUGGCUACUGGCUGGGAGCUUACCGAUAUCACUGUACUCUUAAAUGCCUUGUCAUUCUUGUGGAAGCUGAGAUUGGUGGUUAACAGAUACUGAAAUCAGCCUAUCAAACAGAUUACCAGUAAGCAAAGCUCAGUGUGGUUGAUAUAUUUAUUCCUGAAUUAAUUAAAAACAGUUUUUUUGU